AUGCCCUGUGGCAGCCUUCUGGGCCCAGGGCCCUCUCUAGUGCGGCUUCGGCCAGCAGCAGCAGCAGCGGCAGCAGCAGCAGCAAAACUUGCAGCCACGCCUUCCCGCCGGCUGCUGUCCUCAUCCAGCGCAGCAGCAGCAGCAGCAGCAACAGCAGAAGCAGCAAGAGCUCAGCCCUCGCCGAGGGGGCCCAGGGGUUCUACGGAAGGAAAGUUUCAGCAGCAGCAACAGCAUCAGCAACAGCAGCAGGACUGGCAGCAGCAGCAGCAACUGCAGCGGCAACUGCAGCAGCAGGCGCAACAGCAGCAGCAGCAAGGCUAUGACGCCUUUCUGCCUGCAGAUGACCCUUGGUACGGCUCACCCUCCGAACCGCUGUCUCCUCCUCCUCCACAGCAGCAGCAGCAGCAGCAGCAGCAGCAAUGGCGUCCUUCUGCAGCAACAGCAGCAGCUGGAGGCGCAGGCGCCAGCUUACGGCCUGUAAAUUGGAGCCAAAUGAAUCUCCCUCCGAUUCACCCUGUUGCUGCACCAGCAGCAGCAGCAGCAGCAACAGCAGCAGCAGCAGCAGCAGGUGGAGGCUCAACAACAUCCGGAGAAGGCGGUGCUGCUGCUGCUACUGCAGCAUCAGCAGCAGCAGCAGCAGCACCAGAUUCGCUGGAACGGUUAGGAAUAAAGUUGGAGGGCCGGGAGCCUCUACCGGCUUUGCUGCCGUGCAUAGCAGCAGCAAAUCUGUCUCCUUUGCUGCAGCAAGCGUUAAGAGAUUUGUCUUUCACUUCUUUGUUCCCCGUGCAGCAAAUUGGGUGGCCCUGCUGCUUCUCAGGCAGAGAUCUAAUUGCUAUAGCCCAGACAGGCAGCGGCAAGACAAUAGGUUUUCUUAUACCUGCUAUCAUGCACCUCCUCAAGCAGCAGCAGCAGCAGCAGCAGCAGCAGCAGAAUGGAGGAAGCAGCAGCAGCAGCAGCAGCAGCAGCAGCAGCGGGACUGCACCCACUGUUCUUAUUCUCGGACCCACAAGGGAGCUUGUGCUGCAGAUACACUCCGAGUGCCAGCGUAUUCUCAAAGCAACAGCAACAGCAGCAGCAGCAGCAGCAGCGGCGGCAACAGGAACAGCAGCAGCACCAACAGCAAAACCAGCAGGUGCUGCUCUCGCCCGCAGCGUUGCUGUUUAUGGAGGGGCUUCGCGGCAGCAGCAAAUUUUGCUGCUGCGCGCUGGAUGUGACAUCGCUGUCUGUACACCUGGAAGACUGUUAGAUCUGCUGGAUGCGUCUGCUGCUGAUUUGUCAAACGUCUCUUUUGUUGUACUCGAUGAAGCAGACAGAAUGAUGGAUAUGGGGUUCGAACCGCAGAUUCGCAAAGUCUUAAGUCAAAUUCGGCCUGACCGCCAACUUGUCCUUUGGUCUGCCACUUGGCCAAAUGAAGUGCAGGCAUUGGCUCGUGAUUUUUGUCGUGAAGAUUUUAUUAAAGUGCAAAUUGGUGGCGGCGAUCUCCGGGCUAAUCCAAACAUAAAGCAGGUGGUUGAGGUGAUUCCUUCUCGCUCUCUGCAUACGCGCUGUUUAGAGCUGCUGCAGCAGCAGCAGCAGCAGCAGCAAAAGUCAAUCGUCUUCUGCCAAACAAAACGACUAACUGAACAACUCGCUCGAGAACUUCGAUAUGGAGGCAUCAAAGCAGCAGCACUUCACGGAGACAAAACACAAAAAGAAAGGGCCAGGUAA
Molecule: messenger RNA, 1707 nt
Organism: Eimeria acervulina
Lineage: Eukaryota; Apicomplexa; Conoidasida; Eucoccidiorida; Eimeriidae
Product: DEAD/DEAH box helicase, putative
Exons: 6
Coding region: 1-1707 (568 amino acids)
Molecular function (GO): RNA binding; RNA helicase activity; ATP binding
Source: RefSeq, a predicted model, not a curated record